CCAAAAGCAACUGCUGCGUGACUCAAAGACAAAACUUCCUCCACUCUCUGAAACUGAGCGUGUCCUGUAUGGGUUGAUCAAGAGCAAGCAGAACCUUGGAAUAUGGACCGCUGAUACGAAAAGAGAUACAGGUCUUCAAACGACUGUCGUCACCAAAACCCUGAAGUCCCUCCAAAAUAAAAAUCUUAUAAAAGAUGUUGUUAACAUUCACAAUAUUCACAAUAAGGCAAGAAAAAUUUACGUGGCUGUGGAGUUUGAACCAUGAAAAGAAAUAUCGGGUGGUUCUUGGUAUUCAGAUGGAAGCCUUGAUACAGAUUUCAUUAGGAUUCUAAGAGAGCAGUGUUUGAAUCAUAUUGAGAGGUUCCAGGUUGCCACGAUGGAAGCUAUAUACAAGUCCAUCCAAGAAUCACGGGUAUUUAAAGUUGAAUGUACCAUGCAUCAUAUUGUUGAAAUUGUUAAUGCAAUGGUUCUGGAUAAGGAGGUCGAGGAAUUGAAGAGUACCGGGAUAGGAGAUUUCUCUAAAGCUCAAUCAGGGAAGAUUUGCUACAGAAGCUUAAGAAGUAGAGGUGGUCUCAAAAUAGGUGCCUUUUCAUCAAUUCCUUGUGGAGUUUGCCCACGGAUAAGGGAGUGCGCACCAAAUGGAAUUAUCUCACCAAAGACUUGUAUCUAUUACAACAAGUGGCUUAAAAUGGAAUUUUAGAUGUAAACUCGUUACUCUGGAGAAAUAUUUUGAGGCUUUAUGAACCAAAAGUCUCUGAGUGGUUUGAGGUGUAGGUUUUUUUUUUUUUACCAAUCCAAAGGAGGAGAUCAGAAUCUUGUGAAUGUAAACCUUUAAAAUUGUUUCUAGGCCCUUUUCUGUAUCAGUACGCUUGUGUGCUGAUUAUUAUUUUCAUUUGCUGAAAUUUUAGUAAAGCUUUGCAUGUAUUGCUCCA
Molecule: messenger RNA, 932 nt
Organism: Elaeis guineensis (African oil palm)
Lineage: Eukaryota; Viridiplantae; Streptophyta; Magnoliopsida; Arecales; Arecaceae
Source: RefSeq, a predicted model, not a curated record